Molecule: messenger RNA, 3369 nt
Organism: Besnoitia besnoiti
Lineage: Eukaryota; Apicomplexa; Conoidasida; Eucoccidiorida; Sarcocystidae
Product: Sodium:neurotransmitter symporter family protein
Exons: 1
Coding region: 1-3369 (1122 amino acids)
Biological process (GO): sodium ion transmembrane transport
Cellular component (GO): membrane
Source: RefSeq, a predicted model, not a curated record
AUGUCGCCGACACCGUCAACCGCUGUCUCGCCGCCCAACGGUCCUUCUUCGUCCCUCUCUCGCCUUCCGUCCCCGCACGCGGCUGCAGACGGCCAGAAGACGCGACUCGUGCCUGCGAACGGAUCUGCCUCUCCCGGGCCGCCUUCCACGUGGAGCUCCUCUGCGGGGGUGUCUCCUUCGGGCGCCGGAAGCUCGGCGCCGCGGUCGAGGGGCGAGAGACGGGGGUCGCGCCGAGAUAGUGUCCAGCGCGGAGGGUCGUUUCCAUCUGCCGCCUCGCGAUCCUCUGUUUCGUCUCGCUCUGCUGGUGUCCGCACCCCGGCGUCGGCGCUGCUGCAUCGUCCUCCGUCGCUUGUCUCCGUCCCGCCCUCGUUGCCUGUCUCCUCGUCGCCCUUCUCGCUGUCGUUCGCCAGUCGCUCGCCGCAGAGUCACUUCUUGCCUUACCGCCCGACCGCGCCUGGCGAGAGGCCGGCGGGCAGGCCCGUGGACGUCGUGCUGGAGAGUCCGUGCAUCUACAAGCAGCAGGACUUCUCCGUGCCGCUGCAUGCAUUCCCGGGCAGCCACACCUCCUCGACUGGAUCCAAGGGGAAGAGCGGCGCCUUCUUCGGGAGCUUCCAGGGAUGGCGGGACGUCCCCCUCGACGGCGGAAGCCCGCGCGUGGGCGAGGCGGGCAGUGCGGACGUGGGGGAUCCUGGAGCGAGUGGCGGCGCGCCCUCUCCACAGACGGACGCGUCGGCCGGCAAGCGUCGCAAUGACGCAGCGUCCUGGUUCUCGCGAAAACAGACGCUCCCCCCUGCGCCGCCCGCCGUGCCUGACGGGGACGACGGAGACGAUCUCUCGGCGUCGUCGCGGCGGUUCAUGUCCAUGUCUUCGCUUGCGACGCAGUGGCAGAGCCGCUUCUCCUUCGUGCUCGCCACCAUCGGCGCCGCAGUGGGCAUCGGUUGCGUAUGGCGCUUUCCCAUGUACUGCUACAAGUUUGGCGGCGGCGUGUUCCUUGUUCCCUACUUCCUGAUGCUUGUCUUCCUCGGGCUGCCUCUCCUUGCGCUCGAGAUGGCGCUUGGGCAGGUCUUCCGCGGCGGCCAGAUGAAGGUCAUGAACCUGAUCUCGCCGCGCCUGCGCGGGCUCGCUGCCGCGACGAUUCUGCAGGCCCUCUUCAUCUGCGCCUACUACUCGGUCUUCCUCUCCUGGGCGCUGCACUACUUCCUCGCUUGCUUCCGGUCGACGCUCCCGUGGGUGGUACCGCCUGAGCAAGCUGCGCUGUGCAGCCACUUCGAGGGCGACGAAGCCGCCUGCGAGCGGGCGGUGAGACCGUCGAUGUUCGCGGGGCACGGCUUCGACUCGCGGCUCCCGCCGGAUGGGACGCCGAGGGUCGAAGGAGACACUGGAGGCGUGAAUCUCUGUGUGUGGGUUCCACCUCACUUGGAGGCGCCUGCCGGCGGCCACUGCCGCCCCGACAUCCGUCACAAGGCGCAGGAGUUCUUUUUCGAGGACGUGUUGGCUUUCGACACGCAGCAUCCGUCGGCGCUCGCCGUGAGCGUGUUUCUGGGCAUCGCGUUCGUGUGGAUGCAAGUCUUCUUCUCGCUUUUCAAGGGGCUCCAGUCGCUGACGGCGGUUACCUACGCGGCGGUCCUGCUCCCGCUCUCCGCGAUGUUCCUCGUCAUGGUCAGCGCGCUGACGCUCGACGGCGCCACGCUAGGGCUGUCGCAUUUCUUUUCAGUCGACUGGAGCGUGCUGGUUAACCAGCCGGCGAUUUGGGGCGAAGCUGCCGCACAGGUCUUCUUCUCGCUAGGCGUGUUUCAGGGCGUGAUGACGGCGUACGCGGCGCACAAGAAAGUCGUGCAGAACGCUGUCGUGGACGCCUCCGCGGUCGCGGCGAGCAACACAGUCCUCUCCGUCAUCAGCGGCGUCGCCACCUUUGCGAUCGCCGGCCACGUAGCCAAGCGCAUUGGGGCCCUCGACGCCGCGACGGGUCUCGCCGACAUGUCGGCGAUGAACAUCGAGGGCAGCCAGCUAGUUUUUGUUCUGUAUCCCAUCUCGCUCGCGACGCUCCCGGGCGCGCAGCUCUUCUGUCUCCUCUUCUUUCUCGCCUUCUUCUUGCUCGGCGUCACCAGCGCGCUGUCCUUCGUGCAGCCGGUGAUCGACACGCUGAAGGAGUCCCGGCUGCUGCACCGAGCGCGACGGUGGAAGCUGACUUUCGCGGCGUGCGUCGCCGGCUUCCUCCUCAGCGUCCCCUUCUGCCUCCGCACUGGAGUCUACCUCCUCGACACUGCAGACUACCACUGGAGCGUCGUCGGCCUCACCUUCCUGGGCUGCUGCGAGUGCAUCGCUUUCGGCUGGGUUUACGGGCUCGGGAGACAGGCGCAGACCGUCGGCUUCCUCCCUGUGGCGCUCCACGCCUUCUCCUAUCUGGGCGGCAUCACUAUCGGGGCGUUCGUUCUGUUUGUCGUCGCACCCGCGAACCGCGUGGCUGUCGGCCUCGGCAUCGCGCUUCCGCUGAUGCUUCUCGGCGCGGGCCUGGCGCUCUGCCUCUGUCCGCGCUACCCGCCUCGGCCUCAGCCCCCCCAGUCGGGUUCCGCGGACUCCCUCUCCACGGCGGAGCCGAGUCUCCAGGCAGCGUUGCGGAGUCUCCAGGCGGCGUCGCGUUUCUCUCCGCUGUCGCUGGCGGUCUCGACUGCCGCAGGCGGCAACGGGAAGGGCGCGCUGGAGGACAUCCGCGAAGGCGAGGAAGCGCAGCUCGACAGAGAAUUCGGCAGCAUCAUCUCCCUCUCCACGCUCUCCGCGGACAACCCGACCGAGGAGGAUGAGAGGAUUUCGGCGGGCAAGACUCGAGCGGGCGUUGGGGCAGCCGGCUGCCCAUUUCCGGCGGCUGAGGCCGCUCAGAAUCUGCCGCCGUUCGAGCUCGGGGCGGCCGAGCUCUGUGCGCCUUCCGCGGUUCUGUCUCUGCGGGACCGGGCCUUCUGGCUGUACCUGGGCAACGUGGAGCAUCUGCGGCUGAAUUUGAACGCUAUCACCGCGGCGAACGCGCGCGUGCUUUGUCUGUGGCCUGUGUGGUCGGUUGUCAUCAAGUACCUCUCUCCCGCGGUGCUGCUACUUCUCCUCUUUCAUGAGCUAGGGCAGGGGCCGUUCUUCACAGUGGGCGGGUUCCCCCUGCGCUACCAAGCUGCGGCUGUCGCGGUUCUGGCUUUGAUCUUCUUCCUCGUCUUCCUGGGCCUCUGCUUACCGCAGUUCUGGAGUGGUCUCGUGCCUCACGAGCUAGUCCGCGAGACCAAAGCUGCGGCUCUGGAGAGGGAAAAACACUUUACAAGACUCUCUCCAUAUUUCGCAACGCCUCCUGGCGCAGGGCGGGGACCCCCGGGCUUGCGAUGCAUUUGA